AUGGCCCCUCCCAAGGUCUUCUCCCUCGAGGGAAAAGUCCUCAAGCUUGACAGCGCAGAGGACAUUAACGCACACAUUCAGCCUUUGAUCGAUAACACCGACUACACUGAACUCCGUCUCGGUGGAAACACACUGGGCAUUGGUGCCUCCCAGCGCCUGGCCGAGGUUCUGAAGACCCAAAAGUGCCUCGAAGCAGCCUACCUCGACGACAUCUUCACCGGUCGUCUCCUGUCGGAGAUCCCCACUGCUCUGUCUGCACUUCUGAACGCCAUCCUCGAGAUCCCCACUGUCCACACCGUGAACCUCAAUGACAACGCAUUCGGUCUCAACACCCAGGCCCCGCUUGUUGAAUUCCUCUCGCGCCAUGUGCCCCUCCGCCACCUCAUCCUGAACAACAACGGACUCGGCCCCAACGCUGGAACCUACGUCGCCGAUGCCUUAUCGAAGCUGGCUGAGCGCAAGGAGGAAGCUCGCAACUGUGGCGAGGAGGUUGCCCUGCUGGAGAGCGUUGUCUGCGGACGGAACCGCUUGGAGAACGGCAGUAUGGAGGCGUGGGCUCGGGCCUACAAAGCCCAUGCGGCAGGUCUGAAGUCAGUUAAGAUGACACAGAACGGCAUUCGAUCGGAGGGUAUCUCCCACCUGCUGACCCAGGGUCUCUACCAUGCGAAUGGUCUGGAAGUUCUGGAUCUGCAGGACAACACUUUCACUGCCGUGGGCUCUACCGCCCUGGCGAACGUCUUGUCUGGUUGGCCCUCUCUGCGCGAACUUGGUGUUGGAGACUGCUUGCUCUCUGCCCGCGGUGGUGUGAAGGUCGCUAAGGCUCUGGCGGCCAACAAGAACCAGAAGCUCCAGACUCUGCGUCUACAGUACAACGAGAUGAAAGCGGAAGCUGUCAAGGGCUUCACUCACGCCGCCAAGACUGCUCUCCCCAGUCUGCGUCGCAUCGAACUGAACGGAAACAUCUUCUCCGAGGAGGACCCCAACAUUAUUGACCUGCGUGAGCUUUUGGAGGCUCGGCAGGAGGAGCACGGCACCGACGAGGACCCUGAGAAUACCUGGGGUGUUGACGAGUUGGAUGAGCUCGAAGAGGAGGAUUCAGAGGACGAGGAGGAGGAGGAGGACGAGGAAGAAGAGGAGGAAGAGGAUGAAGAUGCGAAGGCUGAGAAGGCCCUGGCAGAUGCGGAUCGUGCGGAGGAAGAGGAAGUGGCCCAGAAGGCCGACAAGGAUGUUGAUGAGCUGGCCAACGCCCUGGGCAAGACCGGCAUCUAG
Penicillium bovifimosum is the source of this 1269-nucleotide messenger RNA. RefSeq names its product GTPase-activating protein RNA1. NCBI's taxonomy places the organism in Eukaryota, Fungi, Ascomycota, Eurotiomycetes, Eurotiales, Aspergillaceae. The record is from RefSeq and is a predicted model, not a curated record. Gene Ontology annotation, biological process: nucleocytoplasmic transport; activation of GTPase activity. Gene Ontology annotation, molecular function: small GTPase binding; GTPase activator activity. Bases 1 to 1269 code for a protein of 422 amino acids. Gene Ontology annotation, cellular component: cytosol; perinuclear region of cytoplasm; nucleus. The transcript has a single exon.